Molecule: messenger RNA, 1496 nt
Organism: Olea europaea var. sylvestris
Lineage: Eukaryota; Viridiplantae; Streptophyta; Magnoliopsida; Lamiales; Oleaceae
Exons: 2
Coding region: 893-1315 (140 amino acids)
Source: RefSeq, a predicted model, not a curated record
AUACACACAAUUUAUCUUCCAUCUUCUCCAUUGUUUACGUCCCAUGAGCAAACCGAUUUUCUUUAUCCCCUUCUCCUAUAAUCUAAAAUUUCUUGUCUCGCAGUGUGCUAUUCUCUGCAAGCAGUGAAGCCGAACUCAGAAAAGGAUUUUGUGUCGAAUCAAAAUGCUUCCUCCAUUUAUUAGAGAGCCCGACAACGAGACACCCUCAUACGGUAUGAACGUUGUCCAUUCAUGAUCACUAGUUUCCCUUCAUUAAUUUUGUUGCUUCAUGGAAUUAAAAAUUGGAACUUUAUUGGAAUGUGAAAUGGGAAAAGACCUUCAACACUGUGAGGAUAAUUCUUAGGGAUUUAUAGGUAUUCCGCUGAAAUUACAAGAUAUUGGUUUGAAAGUUGAAAUUUCUAUGGCUUUGAUUGGGUUUUGAGAAUUAUAUGAUGUACAGUCCAUUAUUGCCCUAAGUUGAUCAGUGUACAUUUCUUCAUUUCCAUAUCACCUUUCGCUGUUCAUUCCCUUAUCUCCAUAUUCUUUUGCAUGUAGGAGCAAAUUUAGACUACUUCAUUGUUGAAUUGCAUCAUGAAGAGCACUUUUAUGCUAAGCUAAACAAUCUAACAUAUGAACAUGGAUUUGUGCUUUUCUACGAUUUCUUCCAUGUCUUAUUAUUUAUGAAAGAUAAUUUGACAAAGUUUUUAAGUGCAGUUGGUAAUGAUUUGAUGUUGCAGUUUAACUAAAAAGAACAAAAAAUGAGUUUAGGGAAGGGAUUGACUAGAUUGGAGAAUGAGAAGGGUAUUAAAGAAAUGCUUCGGUAUAGAGAUGUGCAUCUAGUAGUGUAGAUAUAUGUUGUAAUCCAUUGCAAUUGCAUGCAUUGCCAUUGCAUGCAUCGAUCUAAUAAGUUAAAAUGCAAUGCGAUGAAACACAAACAUUUGAAUGUUGUUACGUACCUUCUGUGGAAGAAAACAAGAGUGAGGAGCCUGAAAUUGAUUGGUCAGGUCAGUUUUUUCACGAGAAUGCUAAAGAAUUGUGGUCAGAUUACGAGGAAACCCUACAAUACCAUCAUGAAGAAGAUCAAAAUAUGGGUGAUAUAGCUGUUGAAGAAGAUGAAGUCAAUGUUGAAACUCAUAAUGAUGACAAACGAAGUAGGGGAGAUGAGGUUGAAGGUUUGGUGGAAUCUAAUUACAAGAUGGAGGAUCAACCAGUGUCUAAUGCUGAAAUUGAGAAUAAUAGGGUUAAUUUUUAUUUUGGAUUUGGAGACAACUUCAGCAGACUUAACUAUUCUAGGGAUGAGAGCAACCUAAACUCGAACAUGUCAAAAAUAUGGUGAACCAGGACAAAUAGGAGGACCUGUAAAGGGACACCACCACCAUCAAGUAACUAGGGACAGCCUAUUCACUUUCUUUUCUUUUUUUGUUGUUGAAUACAGUUGUAGUGCCAACCUGAAAAGGUUGUUCAAUUGUAAGUUUCUUUUGUUCAUGUAUCUAAAUGGUCAACAGUAUAACGGUCGA